UAGGCAUCACAAGCACAAGUGCCGCAGUUUGUCUGUGCUUUGUAGUAGGUCAGUCAUUACUACUGCACGCUCAAAGCCCUCAGGUGCCAAGCAGGACAGCAGAGUGACAGCAGAGUUUAAAUGGGCAGAAGCCGGAAAGCAAGAAGAGGCGCUCAUUCCUGCAAAAAAAUCAUUUCGUGCUGCUGCUGUUCUCAGAGUUGUAUUAACUUCUGAGAGUCCUGAAGGGCUUCGAUCCUUCGAGGAUGGCGGUUUGAAGUUAUGGACAGCUCUCCUGGUGCAUUUCCCCGUCUAUGGACUGCUGCUGAAAGAUCCUUAUAGGAAAACUGUGGACCGCUCGCGAUGGUGUCCGGCUGAGGCGCGUGACCCCGUGCCCAUGCCGUGCGUAAAGGAGGUGUCCCACGAUAAACUUCAGCGAGACUUGUGCGCGCGCUCUCCCAGCAUCCCAGCUUGACCAUGUCAGUGAUCAGGAGGAAAUUCGGCGACGAUUAUCAGGUGGUCAACACCGGACAGGGGUCUUCUUUCCCGGCGCCAGCCAAAAGGAAGCGGCAGCGCUUCGUGGAGAAGAACGGACGCUGCAACGUCCAGCACGGCAACCUGGGCGGAGAGACCAGCCGCUACCUGUCGGACCUCUUCACCACGCUGGUGGACCUGAAGUGGCGCUGGAACCUGCUGAUCUUCCUGCUCACCUACACGGUGGCGUGGCUCAUCAUGGCCUCCAUGUGGUGGGUGAUCGCCUACAUCCGAGGGGACCUCGGCCGCGGCCACGACGACUCGUACACCCCCUGCGUGGCCAACGUCUACAACUUCCCCUCCGCCUUCCUCUUCUUCAUCGAGACCGAGGCCACCAUCGGCUACGGCUACCGCUACAUCACCGAGAAGUGCCCCGAGGGCAUCAUCCUCUUCCUCUUCCAGUCGCUGCUGGGCUCCAUCGUGGACGCCUUCCUGAUCGGCUGCAUGUUCAUCAAGAUGUCGCAGCCCAAGAAGCGCGCGGAGACGCUCAUGUUCAGCCAGGACGCCGUCAUCUCGCAGCGGGACGGCAAGCUGUGCCUCAUGUUCCGCGUGGGCAACCUGAGGAACAGCCACAUGGUGUCGGCGCAGAUCAGGUGCAAACUCAUCAAGUCUCGUCAGACUCCUGAGGGUGAGUUUCUGCCUCUGGACCAGAGGGAGUUGGAUGUUGGCUUCGGGACGGGUGCUGAUCAGCUCUUUCUCGUUUCUCCUCUCACCAUCUGCCACGAGAUAAACCCCAAGAGCCCCUUCUUCGACCUCUCGCAGCGCUCUCUCAUGAGCGAGCAGUUCGAGAUUGUUGUCAUUCUGGAGGGCAUCGUAGAAACCACAGGUAUGACCUGCCAGGCUCGUACCUCUUACACCGAGGACGAGGUUUUAUGGGGUCACCGCUUCCUGCCUGUCAUGUCUCUUGAGGAGGGCUUCUUCCGGGUCGACUACUCCCAGUUCCACAGCACCUUUGAGGUUCCCACACCCCCCUACAGCGUCAAGGAACAAGAGGAGACGUCCUGCCUGCCUUCCCCGGCCCCUCCCCUCACCCCCACCCCAGGUGACCCCAGGAUCAGCCGCAGGGAACGCAUCUUCUCCCUGGAUGGCGUCCCACAGGAGGAAUCCACCUCAAGGCUACCCAGCAAGCUCCAGCGCAUGAGCUCCAGAAAUGGCAAAGAGGCCCUGAAAGCCGGAGGUGGUCCAGCAACACAACAGGCCAGUGAGAAAGCAUCCAGCACAGGCGACCUGCCGCUGAGGGUUCAGCGCCUGGGCUCCUUCGCCAGUCCAGAGGAACCAGUGGGGAACCAGCAGCUCCAGCUGAAGCCUCUGAAGGUGGGCUCAGAUGCUCACACCCAGUCUACCGGAGAAUUAGAGCACCACAGACUGACUCUGCUGCCUCCGCCUAUUCCGGGGCCAAAUCUCAACCCCCUGCCUGUGGCCGGCGGCCGGCCAGAGGACAAUCUGCCUGCCAAACUGCGCAGGAUGAACGUGGACCGCUGAGGCAUGAGCCAAGACACUGUUGACUUCGAACCAUAGACUAAAGAUUGAGCAGAGAGGCUUCAAGAGGCCAGAGCUUGUUUUAAAGCACGAUUUAAACAUGUACUUAAACUGGACUAUACUGUGAUUCUUUCAAUUAAGUGGUUCCCCAACUUGGUCCCAGGGUGUCCCUGCCUAGUGCUGGCCAGUACUGAUCAAUAUCACAAUAUCGCAAUUUUUCCAAAAACAUGGGUAAAAUAACCAAAUACAAUGAUAUCACAGCAUCCCAUGAUAUUUAAGUUUGUAUGAUUAGUUCAUAAACCCUUGCUUCCUGAAUGCU
This is a messenger RNA of Colossoma macropomum (tambaqui), 2308 nucleotides long. It is a transcript of the gene kcnj19b, whose product is annotated as potassium inwardly rectifying channel subfamily J member 19b. Gene Ontology annotation, cellular component: plasma membrane. Gene Ontology annotation, molecular function: G-protein activated inward rectifier potassium channel activity. Gene Ontology annotation, biological process: potassium ion import across plasma membrane; regulation of monoatomic ion transmembrane transport. The record is from RefSeq and is a predicted model, not a curated record. NCBI's taxonomy places the organism in Eukaryota, Metazoa, Chordata, Actinopteri, Characiformes, Serrasalmidae.